AAGUAGCAAUAAGGAUAUCUAACUAAAUUGCUUUCAGCUCUGUUUUGAGAGGGAAAGUUUUGGAUUUUUCUCUUCAAAGUGAGUACAUGCUCUGUCUUUUGCAUCAAGAGGGCCAAGGAGAUAAGAUUCCCUGUUAAGAUGGAUCUGUGCAUCCUUCCCCACUCUUGUUUUUUCAUGUUUUUUUUCCCUAAGAUUUUGUUCCACUUUUUUGGGAUCAAUAGAGAAGGGACUAUCUCAUUUAUCAUACCCAAAAGAGAUAAAAAGCCCAGAUCCAUUUUAGGAUUUCAAAUAGUUUUCCAAUUCUGAACUGAGAAGUACAAGAAAUACCUAAGUCAAAGCUGUAGCACAGUAAAUCAAUGGAGAACACUGCACACCUUAUCAUGGGCAUUCUAGGGAAUAUUUUUGGAGCUGCACUCUUUCUGGCGCCUGUAGUUACAUUCUAUUAUGUAAUAAGGAGGGGAUCUACAGAGGAUUUUUCAGGUAUCCCAUAUGUGGUUUGUCUUUUGAAUUGCCUUCUCUACACUUGGUAUGGCAUGCCCUUUGUCUCAAAUGACAAUAUUCUGGUCUCUCUUUCUGAUGGUCUGGGAGUUGUUUUAGAAGCAAUUUAUGUGUGCCUCUACUUGGUAUAUUCUCCUCCAAAAGAAAGGAGAAAAAUUAUGUUAAUGUUGAUUGCAGAGUUGAUUAUGUUUACAAUUAUAGCUGUGGUGUCCAUGACUCUUCUUCAUGGCACUGGACGGAAAAUUCUUGUUGGAGUACUUGCUGCAGCAUUGUCUGUCUGCAUGUAUGGUGCUCCCUUAUCUAUAAUGAAAUUAGUGAUUGAGACAAGGAGUGUGGAAUACAUGCCAUUUUUCCUAUCAUUGUUUGUAUUUCUAUGUGGUUUGUCUUGGUUCGUGUAUGGAAUUAUUGGAAGAGAUGCAUUUGUGGCUGUUCCUAAUGGAUUAGGAACUUUAUUGGGUGUGGCACAACUUAUCUUGUAUGCAAUAUUCAGAGAUUCCUCACCCACAAAAAGUCAUAUUGAGGGCCUUCUCCAAAAUGCUUAACUUAGGAACCAAUAUAGUAGAGGCUUUCUAACAUGUAAUAUUCAAUAUUUAUAACAUCACGAGCAUCUCAAGUUGUUUGAGAUACUCAAUUGUCCUAACUUAGAGAUAAAGAUGGCCUCUAAUGUUUUUGGUAGGUCAAUGAUAAAUUUUAUAGUAUUGAACAGUGAUGUAAGCCUAAUUAAUUUAUAUAUUUUGUUUUUCUUUAA
This is a messenger RNA of Cryptomeria japonica (Japanese cedar), 1246 nucleotides long. Its product is annotated as bidirectional sugar transporter SWEET1a. NCBI's taxonomy places the organism in Eukaryota, Viridiplantae, Streptophyta, Pinopsida, Cupressales, Cupressaceae. The record is from RefSeq and is a predicted model, not a curated record. Gene Ontology annotation, biological process: carbohydrate transport. Gene Ontology annotation, cellular component: membrane. The transcript has 6 exons. Bases 357 to 1040 code for a protein of 227 amino acids. Gene Ontology annotation, molecular function: sugar transmembrane transporter activity.